Molecule: messenger RNA, 751 nt
Organism: Biomphalaria glabrata
Lineage: Eukaryota; Metazoa; Mollusca; Gastropoda; Planorbidae
Exons: 5
Coding region: 207-713 (168 amino acids)
Cellular component (GO): membrane
Source: RefSeq, a predicted model, not a curated record
UAUUUGUUUAUGAUUGGUGUAUUUAUGUAGAUCCAUGCUCCCUAGAGAAAUCAACAAUGUUUGACCAAUCUUGUUCGAAAUGUGCAUAAACAUUCCUCAGGAUCAGACCAAUGCGGAAGUCCUAGGAUAGAGUAAAACAUUCCGCCGCCUCCCUGGGGGAUUAAAGAAUUAAAAAAAAAGUUUAAAUAAAUCCGACAACAAAAGAAAUGUCUCAGUUGAAGAUUCCUGAUACAGAACUGUUACACUACUCCAGUCCAGUGUCAGCCCAAGUCGACAAAUUAAUAGAGAUAGAUAGUGACACAAAUGAUGUCCCGUACAAUGCACCGUUGGCUCAGUUACCAGACUCUGACGAGGACGAAUACCACUCGUUGCAUUUACCGCUGCGUUAUUGUGAAAGUCAAGAACCAUUACUUUUGAGUGACCAACAAGAUCAUACACAGUUAUCUCAGCAUAUAGAACCGAGCCCUCAUGUUAAAAGUUACUUGAUCUGUAGCAUCAUUGCCUGCGUGUUCUGCUUCUGUCCUUUAGGACUUUUUGCUGUCCUAUACUCAUUAAUAGCCAACAAGUACGCUAGAAAAGGAGACUUGUUAGCAGCUAAGUAUAGUGCUAAGAAAGCCGUAAGACUCGUGAUAGCCUCAGUUGUGGUCGGUACCACACUCAUCACCAUUGUUAUCAUCCUUACGAUGACCAGUGUCCAGAUUUCAUUUCAAUAAAAAAAAAGAGAAUUUUCUAGCUCGUGUGUCUGUGUUCA